Molecule: messenger RNA, 3764 nt
Organism: Centruroides sculpturatus (bark scorpion)
Lineage: Eukaryota; Metazoa; Arthropoda; Arachnida; Scorpiones; Buthidae
Exons: 23
Coding region: 90-2999 (969 amino acids)
Source: RefSeq, a predicted model, not a curated record
GCCCCGUUCCGACGCCCUCUACUUUCCCGUCGACCCGGGAGCCCUUCGGCCGCUUUUCCCGGAAGUGUGCCAAAUUCUAGAGGACGGAGAUGAAUUUCCAGACGAUUCUCUUGGUCUUGUGCGCCUGGGCCCUCCGGAGCCACCGCUCCCGCGCCCAGUGCCUGCGACCCGGGCCCCUGGACUUGCCAAAUAAAACGUUUCCGGACGUGACGCGGUUCCCAGGCGGGUUCCGGACCGUGGUGCGAGUCAACGACUACUACUCCGAACGAUCGCUGCUGGUCACCGAAUUUUACCACGCGGAAAAUUCCGCCGGAAGAGUAGAAGUGGAGCGAGAGGGGGAGAAGACUUCUUUCGUCUACUUCGACCGGACCCACGAAGUGUUUACCGUCCGAGAUUUCGGCUGUCGGACCACCCCGUCGGACCGAUUCCAGUUUCCCGCCGAAACGGACCCGUCCGAAAGCUGGGUGUACCGCGGAAGAUCCCGUUUGGUCCUGGGUCCCUCGGCCGCCUUAGUCCGGGCUUCGGAGGAUUACCGACAAGGCAAAGUGGUGUAUAUGGGAAAAUCGGCCGAGUCGGUGAGAGGAAUCCCGGCCGAGCUUUGGCAAGAAUGCGUGGAGGACGGACGAAUCAACGCCGAGUAUUACUUCGCCGAGGACACGUGGAAGAACGAAUUCGGAGAAUCGACUCCAAUUGCCCUGCCCCUGAGAGCGGUGUUCCAAGGAAGAAAUCUCUCCGACUCGGAAGUCUUCCAGACGCACGACUUCGUUCUCUUCCGACCCGGUACGCCGGAGCCCGACCGUCCGGCGGUCCCGGACGGCAAAGGGUGCCUCAGGUUGGCCCAAGAUCUGCCCAUUGGUCGGACCUUCGUCGGCACCGAUCUGUCUUAUUCCGCCGAAAUUCUGUACACUCCCGAAAGCGGAAACUACUCCUACGUCAGUUACGUCGACUUCGUCUACGACGGCGAUUCGGAGUACGUGGCCUUUCGCUACGGCAAUUGGACCCGGCCCUUCCGGGACGGAAAGAGACGAGUGGACGCCUAUCGUCGGAUCGUCUACGACACCCGAAAUGGUGUGACGUACGAGAUAGACGAAGACUCCCGACAAUGCCGAGUGUCGCGGCGAGAGGAGAUGGAGCCGACCAUCGAUCUUCCCGACGGAAUCCUACUUGGCAUAGGAAACGAACUGUUUUUGGACCAGAUGGAAAAAUUUCAAUACCUGGGACGGAAGAGAAGAAGAGACGUUUGGGUGGACGUCUACGAGUUGACUCAGAAACUGAACGAAAACUUGGUCAGCAUCUCCACCAGAUACUUCCAUCGCAACGAACUCCGGAAAGAAGAGACGCCGGUGGCCAUCUCCCUAGUGAAUUUGGACUCCGCCCGAAAAGUUUCUUCCGGCUUGACCAUCAACUUCUACCAAUUCUUGACCGAAAUCGACGACAAACUCUCGGCCUUCGACGUGGACUCGUGCUACCCCCGCAGCCGCCACCGUCGCUGGAUCUCUUUCUUCUUCGAAGUCCGCGGACAAGAAGAAUUGAUGAGGGACGCCGAACCCUACCUUCCCGUCGUCCGUCGGCGAGUGGCCGACAUGGUCAGGGACGCCACCGGUCUGGCCUGGACCCGAAUCUCCCGAGUGCUGGUGGACUUUGAGGUUUCCGGUUUGCUGGCCGACGUCUCGCUUCUGGAUAGACCCGAUUAUUUGUGGGAUUUCUCUUACGAUUCGGAAGGCUUCCUGGCGGAUCCAGAAGAUUCCGUGGGCAUGGUGUCCAAGCACCUGUGCGCCAAGUUCUGCCUGGAGUAUCCCGGAAUGUGCUACGCCUUCUCCUAUUGCGGAAAAACCUGUUACCUGAAGACGAAGAGCUCCUGGACCAAACGGGACUCUCCCGGAUGUCUGAUAUAUCGCCGGAAAACGGGUUACGAACCCCUUAUCACCACCGACUCCGCCCUGCAAAAGUUGAACUUGGCCCUCGAGAGCGGCGACCUGAAGAUAUCUUUCUCGGUCAAAGACGUGGCGGGAAAUUACAGAGACGUGGAGUUGUCCGUCUCCGCAUUCGACAGCCACGCCCGGGAUCCGGACGCCCGAUACACCAAAAUCGCCGACUUCGACAGUCACUACACCGAGUACAAAUACGGAUAUAAAUUGAAAAAGGGAGCCGACCACGUCCGUAAUCUGGGCAGUCUGCCCUACCUCACCUGUCAGAAAACCUGUCUGGCCGAUCCCUACUGUCAGUCGUUGUCUUCCUGCGCCGGAAUGGCCGAGUGUCUGACUAGCACCAAACACGCGGUGGAGGUUCCCGACCGGGAAUUGGUGAAGAAAAACGACUGCCUGGUCUUGACCCGCAAUUACAUGGACUCGUUCGUCAGACACGACGGCCUGACCAAAGCCACCACCGCGGCCAAAAGGCUGCCGAUAGACAAACAGGAAUUGUGCGCCAAAGCCUGUUUGCGGGACGACGAGGUGGACUGUCGUUCCUUCGACUUCUGUCCUUAUUCGGAACACCCGUCCGAUCGGUGCCUGCUGCACGCCGGCCGCCAUCCGGAUCCCCGGAACGAGAAGUUGGCGCUGGACCCCACCGGCCUGUGCGGCCAUUAUUCCAGAAACCACGUCCGCGACUUCCGCAAGCUAAAGAACAGGAUUCCGGUAGAUCCCGCCCAUUUGGCGGUGACGGGCGUGACGGCGGAAGGAUGCGCUCGACUCUGCGCGGAAGGGGUGGAAUUCCCCUGCGGCUCUUUCCACUUCUGUCGCGCCGGGGGGCGGGGAAAAGCCCGGUGCGGACUGAGGACCGAGAACGACGUCUCGCCCGCCACCGUCUCUAAUUCCUCCUGCGACACUUAUCUGCCGGCGGAAAGUUCCCCAGAAGGAAGGAAAGCCGGACGAAGAGGCGAAAGGAGCUAUUCUUCGGGAUUGACGGCGGGACUGGGCGUCUUCUUCUUCGUCUUGGGUUCGGGAUUCGCCGUGGUGGCUCUGCUGAUCUUCGGAAAAAUAACCGGAAGAAAAAUAUAAAUUCUCCAAUUGGUUCCGAGGUGUGACCCGAGGCGGGCGCUUCUUACCGACGGAGACCGCCUUCGGACCGCCUUCUCUCGGUAAACGACUUUUAUAAACCAACGAAAAAAAGAAAAUGGGCAAAAUUACACCUUUAUAUUUAUUAGGUUUUCGGGAGCCAAUCCAAUAUUUGUCGGUGUCGUUUGAUUAGCGGAAAUCCUUUCUCUCGUUAUUUGCGGCAACGUCCAUCCGAAACUCUAAACAAUGUCGAAAUAAUAAAUUUCUUUAAUACUUUUAUUAUAAAACUUGGUCGAAAUUUGACGACGGUCGACCGUAAUUCGAUGUACGCGAAGCCGCGUUUUUCGGUAGGAAUGAAAGAACUAAAUAUAAAAUAAUGUCCCUUAAGCGUCACCGUAAAAACUUUUACGAUGGAAAAUAUAAAUAAAAUAACUUAAAUCGUCAAUCUCCUAAUUUCUUCUCUGAUUCCGCACUCGUAACUAAAUAAGUUUAUCCUUAUAGUGUAUUAUACGGGCCGUGUCCGGGUGUUUUAUUUUGAAAACUAUGGUACGGAUGCGAAGAUAAAGUCGUACGAGGAACCGCGUCUAAUUGGGCAAUCGAUAAACUACAAAUAGUUCGGACCACAUACGAGCCAGUUAUCGGGACAAUAUGGAGAAUUUGCCUCUUCCGCAGUUUUAAUUAAAUCGUUAUCGCGCUAUUAUUAUUUUUUAUCGUUUGUUCGGUACGUAGACACUGCGAGAAGGUCUAACGACUACGACGACUCUAUUA